This is a messenger RNA of Mercenaria mercenaria, 1571 nucleotides long. RefSeq lists its product as uncharacterized. The record is from RefSeq and is a predicted model, not a curated record. NCBI's taxonomy places the organism in Eukaryota, Metazoa, Mollusca, Bivalvia, Venerida, Veneridae. Bases 148 to 1161 code for a protein of 337 amino acids. The transcript is spliced from 4 exons.
AUUAAUAUUACAAUAUAUUAAACUUCUAUACAUGAUAUUAAUUUCAUCUUCUUACAUUGUUUGAAAAGAAUGGAUCAUUUGAUAAUAAUAUUAUGUAUGUAAUUAAUAUGUCUCAAUUUAUUUUGGAUGAAAUUUAAAAACUAAAGGAUGUAUGUGAGUAGGCAAUCAACAACAGCUCACUUUAUCUAUAUAAUUAUAACAUUGUCUAUCAGAGGAUUAUCAUGCAAUAAAUCAAAGUCACUGGAUAUUGACACCGAAGAGACAAGUUUAAAUGCAUCUGUGCCUGUUAAUAUAACUGUUACAGGUUCUGUUAAUGCUGGAUCGUCUUUGAAUACCUUAAAGGAAAUGAAUGAUGUAACAAGUAAGCACGAUAGCGUAACACGUGAUGUAAGACACGAGGACAAAUUGCGGACGCUUAUAGGUAUCGGGCAGAAUGUUUCGGAUUCAUCUGUGCCGGAAGGUGAAAUUGUUAAAGACAUAUGGACGGAUGUAUCGAUUUUGAAACUGGAAACUCUUCUAUCGAUUUGUGACAAAGGCUUGUGGAUACCUAUAGCAAUUAAUGAAACCUCAUUGCAAUUACAAGCGUGUUUGAAAUUUGUUCUUCUAAACAAAGGGCUUACAAAACAGAAUUUCGGGUAUGUUGUGAAUUCAUCUCUACUAUCAGGUAUAGACCAUACAGAAAAGUUUGUCUCUGAAAAAUAUAUACAACUGGAAAUUUAUUUUUCGGUUAAUCAAAGUUACCAAUUCUGGACUUUAGAAUUACAAGUUAUGAAGGGUGAUGCGAACACUUAUUACUGGACUGCUUUGGUGCUGUCGGGAAACAUUGGUUAUUCGUAUUUCAGAGAGAAGAAUUAUAAACUUAAAAAGUAUCAAACCGAUUUAUACAGUUCAUAUUCAUGCGAGUUUGAAGAUACCAUAUUCCUUGAAAGAGAUGUUGCAGUUGUUAUAAAGAAUUUAAAGUACAGGGCAUUCAGAAAUGAGAACAACAUAUUUGAAGAUGAAGAUAUUAUACAUUGUCCUUCAGCAUUUUGGAUUUCCACUUCCGUCGAAAUAUUCAUUUGCAUAUUGAUACUUGUUACCAUAGUAACAAUUAUACGGAGCUGCUGUAAACAGAAGGGGAAAAGUGGAUACAGAAAGUUUGAACAUCGCUUUGAACCAUAGUCAUGCACAAUCGAGAUAUUACAUUGACAGAUCGCAAAAAUUGAUUUUGUCGUUUAAUAAACUCAUUAUUUUGAGCUAAGCUGCUGAUAAAGUUUAACUCUGGUGCGCAGCUCAAGUCAUCAACAUCCAAAUAACAAUGGUUUUGGUCAAGAUAAAACCAGUUUCAAAUAUAUUCUUUCGAUCUGAACACGAUACCAAGAAAACUUAUUAACAUCACUGACGACACCCACAAAAAAAAAACAAAACCCGCUUACUUUGCAAUUUACAAUUACAAGCAAACAGUCUGUUUACAUAUUGAUGUCAUAAUUUCAUCCUUCUUUUUUUUAAUGGGAAUCAAAAUUGGGUUAGGUUGAAUCCUAUAAUGAAUAUAUUUUGAAUAAUACUGAAAUAGAUUACUACCUAUAAUUGAA